AUGCUCACAUAUCAUAAAUGCCCUCUAUAGGAAGAAAAGUGCAAUUCUGAUUUUAUCUCUUUCAGUAACAAGCAGUUUUACAAGAUGUCUCUCGUAAUUCCGGAAAAAUUUCAACAUAUUCUUCGUGUCAUGGGCACAAAUAUUGAUGGUAAUAGAAAAGUUAUGUUUGCUAUGACAGCAAUUAAAGGUGUUGGUCGUCGUUAUGCUAAUAUAGUUUUAAAGAAAGCUGACAUUGAUUUAGAUAAGCGUGCUGGAGAAUGUUCAGAAGAAGAAGUUGAAAAAAUUGUUACAAUUAUGGCUAAUCCUAGACAAUAUAAGAUUCCUGAUUGGUUUUUGAAUAGGCAAAAAGAUAUUGUAGAUGGUAAAUAUUCACAGCUCACUAGUUCUUAUCUGGAUUCAAAACUUCGUGAAGAUUUGGAACGAAUGAAGAAAAUUCGUGCUCAUAGAGGUUUGCGCCAUUAUUGGGGUUUGCGUGUACGUGGUCAACAUACAAAAACUACAGGUCGUCGUGGACGUACUGUGGGUGUAUCAAAAAAGAAGUAAUUUUAUAUUUUUUUGAUUAUCAAUAAAUUAAUAAAAUAA
Molecule: messenger RNA, 582 nt
Organism: Apis laboriosa (Himalayan honeybee)
Lineage: Eukaryota; Metazoa; Arthropoda; Insecta; Hymenoptera; Apidae
Gene: RpS18
Product: 40S ribosomal protein S18
Exons: 4
Biological process (GO): translation
Cellular component (GO): ribosome; small ribosomal subunit; cytosol
Molecular function (GO): RNA binding; structural constituent of ribosome
Source: RefSeq, a predicted model, not a curated record